AUGUGGGGUGAUGGUGUCGCAUGCGGUGGGGUCGCGUUUGGUGGUGCGCUGCGGGCGCACGGGAGCCGCCGGGCGAGGGUGCGAUCCAACGAGAUAGGUUCGAGAGCGGGCCGGCACGGGCCCCUUCCCACCCCGGUGCACCGCCCGCUGCAGCCUGCAGCCGCACCUGCUCGGCGCCGCCGGCGGCCGCCUACUGGGCGCGAGGCGGCGGCGAUCGAUCGUGAGGGGGCGUCGCCACCCCGCACCACCACCCCGCCGCGGCCCCGCGCCACCCCGCGCCACCCCGCGCCACCCCGCACCCCCCGCCACGUCCCGACGCUCUCUCGCCCAUCGAUCCGCUCCUGUCGCUUCGCUUCUGCGUUCUACACACCAGCGCCCGUUGCUCCGUCGCAAUCUCAAAAUUGGAUGGAAACUUUCUUUUUAACU
Molecule: messenger RNA, 426 nt
Organism: Iphiclides podalirius (scarce swallowtail)
Lineage: Eukaryota; Metazoa; Arthropoda; Insecta; Lepidoptera; Papilionidae
Source: the annotation of a GenBank genome assembly